AUGCAGUACUUUGUGCGCGAGAAGAGAAAAGAACAUAGACUCAGCUUACCUACAUUGGAAGAAUACGUCGUUUACACUCCUCGACUUGUUACGCCGAUCUACGGAGCAGAUGCUAGUUUGAUCGUGUCAUUACUUGAUAUUCACGCCGUUCCUCCCGCAGCAGCCAACAAAGACCGACUAGAGAUUCUCGAAGCAGGCACUGGCCACGGCUCUCUUACCCUCCACCUGGCACGAGCAAUUCAAGCCGCGAAUACGAACCCCCCACCUAUUCCGCAGAAAUCGCAGGUCCGCAUACUCGAGGAACGACCAAUCAGGCCGUUUGAAGAAGGUGGAGAACAGCAGCAUUCAAAGGAAGAGAUAACCGAUGCUCAGGAUGAUGUUGCCGUUCAAAAGGAUUGGGAUGAAUGGCGCUCUCAGCGAAGCGCAGUUAUCCACACUGUCGACGUGUCGCCCAAAUUCUCAAGGCAUGCAGAGCAGAUUGUCCGCGGCUUUCGACGAGGCAUAUAUGCUGGAAAUGUAGAUUUUCACGUUGGCGCGGUUGAGGAUUGGAUCAAGGACCAAUUACAGCGUCGCAGCAGUCCGGCAGGAUUGUUCAAGAGGGACAAUGCGACCCAGCCAUUUCUGUCGUACGCUAUACUCGACAUGCCAGCUGCGCAUAAACGAAUACCGCAUGUAGCUCCGGCUCUACGUCGAGAUGGAUUGCUCGUGGUGUUUAUGCCGAGUAUUACCCAGAUCGGCGAGUGCGUGCAGCUUAUCCGAAAGGAGAAACUGCCCUUCGUCAUGGAGAAGGUUGUCGAGCUCGGCACGGGCAUUAGUGGGGGUCGACUGUGGGAUGUUCGCAUGGCUGUCAAGAAGAGUCGUGCGGAUCCAUCGUCAUGGACGAAAGAGGGUCGCGAUGGGACUGAAGCACCACAGACGGGAACCGAAGAAACAGACUCUGCCGAACCGAGCAACACUUCCGGGGAAGAUAGUACCCAGGAUAAUGUGCUAGUGUGUAGACCCAAGGUUGGGUCUAAGAUUGUAGGGGGUGGAUUUGUGGGAAUUUGGCGAAGAAUUGAAGAUCGCCGAGAUAGAGAUUAG
Molecule: messenger RNA, 1080 nt
Organism: Talaromyces stipitatus ATCC 10500
Lineage: Eukaryota; Fungi; Ascomycota; Eurotiomycetes; Eurotiales; Trichocomaceae
Product: tRNA (adenine-N(1)-)-methyltransferase
Exons: 3
Coding region: 1-1080 (359 amino acids)
Biological process (GO): tRNA methylation
Cellular component (GO): tRNA (m1A) methyltransferase complex
Source: RefSeq, a predicted model, not a curated record